Messenger RNA from Drosophila yakuba, 4061 nucleotides. RefSeq names its product transient receptor potential channel pyrexia (gene wtrw). Gene Ontology annotation, molecular function: protein binding; monoatomic ion channel activity. NCBI's taxonomy places the organism in Eukaryota, Metazoa, Arthropoda, Insecta, Diptera, Drosophilidae. The coding region runs from base 549 to 3665 and encodes 1038 amino acids. Gene Ontology annotation, biological process: monoatomic ion transport; transmembrane transport. The transcript is spliced from 5 exons. Gene Ontology annotation, cellular component: membrane. The record is from RefSeq and is a predicted model, not a curated record.
AUCAUUUAGGCGUAGUUCUUUAUAUCAGUCGAUCCCGCGUCGUCGAGAGCGCGCCCAGUGUCGGAAAAUAUUACAUCGCCCCCAGAAAUUUCCAUGCCAGAUAACAUCUCACAAAAAGGAUAAUUUUAGUAGCAAAAUGUCGCAAUCAUCGAUGCUCCGCCACCGGGUCUGCAGUUAAAACAAUACACGCAUUGGCAUGACAUAAUGCCUUUGAAAAUGCCAACCAGUCGCUGAAAUUGGGCUAUAAAUUGGCGCUCCGCUGCCGUGUGAUAUUGGAAAGUAACUUUUUCGCAUACUUAUUGCCGAUUGCGGGCGGUGACAAAAAGCGAAGUUGCAUUGCACCGAGUUUUUUGCGCAUAUUUGCGCGUUUUAAUUGCCACAACCACGAAAGCGGCAGCAUUGACACCGGCGACGACUGCAGCAGCAACUUCUGGCCGUCACCAUGGAGAAUCUUGGCUAUAAGGAGGGCAGCACCAAGCCCCGUCGCAUGACACGUUCGAUCAGCGUCGUUACCAAGACCGAAGUGGAACAGCCGCUCACGGAGAAUAAUGCAAAUAACCGUUGCAGAAAUUUCUGGCUACAAUAAAACACACUCAAAAUAUAUGUACAUAUACUCGUAUAGGCGUGAUGGCCGGGCCCAAAAGGCAAAGACGCGGCAGCAUUCCGUGAUUUAUGUGACAAAUGAAUUGCCGCCGAGAAAACCAUGCAUGCUAUUCGCAAAAUCAAAACUACCAUAUUUAUAUAAUUUCUGUUUAUCAAAUGUCGGGAGCAGUGAGCCAGCUUUUGUGAGGGAAUGGAGAAUACGGAAUACUCCUAAAACAUGGUUCAAAUCGAUUCCACCCAACUUGAUGGUGCGAUGGCGGAACAACACUGACGCCAUGAUUGAAGCCCAGUAUCCGACCGCUGGAGAAUUCGAAUACAUGGAGUGUGGACCGUCGCCGCCGGCGGAGAGUGCGCCGAGCAUGUACGACAGCUUCGAGGAACCGACCAGCGAGCUGAGCGUCCAGAUAUGCAACGAUACGCUGCGGAUCAGCCUAAUCGACCAGAUGAAGAGCGCAGCGGGCCGCGUCAAGCUCUUUGAGGACAUCGAGCAGAGCAACGUGGUGGCCGAGGGCAUACGAACGCACUUUGAGUCCGCCUCAAAGCUGGAGAAGAAUCUCUGCUACCUGUGGGCCGCGUACCUGAAGCGCUGGGAUCUGAUCGAGAGUCUGCUGGAGGCGGGAGCCGACCUGCACUUCUGCGAUCAAAAUGGAAUAUCAGCCUUGCACCUGUGCGCCUUUAGUGGCUGUUUGGCCACCUUGGGCCUUCUGGUGGCCAAGGGCUUGAAUGUUAAUCUGCAGUCCAAAUGCUACACGCCUCUGCACUGCGCAGCCUUUGGAAAUGCUGCGGAGGCGGCAAAGUUACUGAUCAACAAUGGGGCGGACAUAUCCAAGGACACCAGCAAGCCGAACUGCGAGGAGAGCCUGCUGCACUGCGCAGUGCGAUCCAACGCCCUGGAGUGUCUGCAGAUCUUUAUUGCCGAAGGCGCCGAUGUCAACUCGCUCAAACCGAAUGGCACCAAUGCCAUUCACCUGGCAGCUGAUCUGGGCAAUCUUCAGUGUCUGGAAGCCUUGCUGAAUGCCCCCAAUGCAGACGCCAAUGUGCGUAUCUGCAUCCGUGAAAAGGAGUCCACCGCCUUGCAUCUGGCAGCAGAUGAGGGCAACGUGGAGUGUGUGGACUUACUCCUGGCCAAAGGUGCUGAUGCCAAGCUGAAGAACCACCGAGGCUUCACACCGCUCCACCUAGCAGCUAGAACUUCCAGUCUGGAUUGCGUUGAAUCGUUGUUGAGGAAUGGUAAUGCCGACGCCAAUGCCGAGGACUUCGAUCACCGUACUCCACUUCACGCGGCGGUGGGAAAAUCCGAGAACGCCUACGACAUCAUGGAGACUCUCAUCCAGUGGGGUGCCAAUGUCAACCAUAAGGAUAUUUACGGGUUUACAGCUCUUCACCUGGCUGCGUUGGAUGGGUUGGUACAGUGCGUCGAAAUGCUAAUAUUUCACGGAGCGGAUGUAACCACCAAAUCGAAGAAAGGUACCUCCGCGUUGAACGUUAUUACCCGGAAGACCCCGGCUUCGGUGGCUAUGAUCAGACAAAAACUGGACGCAGCCAUAACGCUGCACCACUCGCAAGACCCCGUGAACCGUGAGGUGGAAUUGGAGCUGGACUUCCGUCAGCUGCUGCAGCACUGUCAUCCGCGCGAGAUCAGCUACCUAAACACGUUCGUCGACGAGGGCCAGAAGGAGAUCCUAGAACACCCGCUUUGCUCCUCGUUCCUGUACAUCAAGUGGGGCAAGAUCCGCAAGUACUAUAUUGGCAGGCUGAUCUUCUGCUUCAGCUUUGUGCUCUUUCUCACUCUCUACGUGCUGACUGCUUUGGCCCACAACUGCUACAAUGGUAGCAAGAACGACAACACGACUAUUCCAGCGCAGGAGUUAUGCCAGAAGCAAUCCAUCUUGGGAGACAUGCUUAGGAACAACCCCUUUGUGAUGGAGAUGCAAUGGUGGGUUCUGGUUGCAAUCACCAUAGUGGAGAUAUUUCGAAAGCUAUAUGGCAUUACGGGCUACUCGUCAUUUCGGCACUACGUAACGCAGGUGGAGAACAUUAUGGAGUGGUUCGUGAUAACCAGCGUGUUUGUUAUAUCAUAUAUCUACACGAACAAGACGUACACGUUUCAAAACCAUAUAGGCGCCUUCGCCGUGCUGCUUGGUUGGACCAAUCUCAUGUUGAUGAUAGGCCAGCUUCCAGUGUUCGAUGUCUAUGUGGCCAUGUACACGAGAGUCCAAGGGGAAUUCGCAAAGCUGUUUAUGGCCUACUCCUGCAUGCUGAUUGGUUUCACCAUCAGUUUCUGUGUUAUCUUUCCAUCGUCGUCGUCGUUUGCCAAUCCGUUUAUGGGUUUCAUAACAGUGCUGGUGAUGAUGAUUGGUGAACAGGAUUUAUCGCUCCUGAUCAACGAUCCGGAAGGCAAAGAUCCACCUUUUCUGCUAGAAGUCAGCGCACAAAUCACCUUCGUUCUGUUCCUGCUAUUUGUGACCAUCAUUCUGAUGAACCUCCUCGUAGGCAUAGCAGUACACGAUAUCCAGGGAUUGAAGAAGACGGCGGGACUAUCAAAGCUAGUGCGACAAACGAAGCUAAUCAGCUACAUAGAGUCGGCGCUAUUCAACGGCUACCUUCCGACAUGGCUGCGGAACUUACUUCAUUACACAGCUCUGGUCUCUCCCCAAGCCUAUAGAGUGGUUUUAUGUGUCAAGCCACUGAAUCCCAGCGAGAAACGCUUGCCCAGAGAAAUCCUGAUGAAGGCUUAUGAAGUGGGAAAGAUGCGCAAGCAUUUCGGUCAUACUGUCUCCUCAAAAAACUCGGCCGAAAACUAUUUGUCGUACAAGAACAAGUAUAACAACAAUAAUGGCGCCACGACCGGAUAUGUACUACCCGAUGCGGACCCGGAUGCCGGGCAAUUCACCACACUAACCACAAAGAUCGAUGACAAUGCUGAUCGGAUCGAGUUCCUCACCCAGGAGAUCCAAGAGCUAAAGCAGGCACUCAUCUCGCAGCAGCAGCAAGCCAGCAAAGUGAUCGACAAGCUGCUGAUUGUGAUCUCCAAUCAGCAAAAGCAGAAUCUGCGCAAAUAGCAGGAGCAUUUACUGCACCCCAUUCGUAAUAUUUAUAGAUCAAAGUUUGACUUUUCCACGACGUAAGGGGGUUGUGCAGAUCCCAAAAAAAUCCAGAACAUUGUUGAUAUUAUCGUAGCAACGAGUUGUAGUUAAACCAAUUUAGAUAUCGAUGCGCCAGGCGCCCUAUAGAUACGCUAUAUAGCCAUAUACCCUACAUACACUACUAUUGAUACAAAUACUAUAACUAGCGUUUAGUUAAACUAGAGGCGAGCAGUUGGCAGGAUUGAUUUGUGGCUGGUUCCAGGCUGUGUCUUUGUUGUUUUGGCGUUGUCGUCAGAGAAUCGUUUAUAUAAUAAUUCAAUGCAAAUUAUUAUUCUUAAUAAAGUAUAUGCUAUAUAUAUUGUUAUGAAAAAA